Molecule: messenger RNA, 2237 nt
Organism: Synchiropus splendidus (mandarinfish)
Lineage: Eukaryota; Metazoa; Chordata; Actinopteri; Syngnathiformes; Callionymidae
Product: natural resistance-associated macrophage protein 2-like
Exons: 17
Coding region: 188-1930 (580 amino acids)
Biological process (GO): metal ion transport
Cellular component (GO): plasma membrane
Molecular function (GO): iron ion transmembrane transporter activity; manganese ion transmembrane transporter activity; cadmium ion transmembrane transporter activity
Source: RefSeq, a predicted model, not a curated record
GCAGAAGGCGAGAAGGUUGUCACACUGAUCUGGUUCUCCGCCCUCUUUUCAUGAAUCCCAGGAGACGAUGUCGAACCGUCGCAGUUGCUUCUGAUCGAACUGAGACGGCUGGAGGUGACGUGUAUGGUGGAGCGGCGAUGUGACGAUUCCGACCAACUUUCUGGAGCCGUGUGUCGUUUCUCUGAAGAUGUUUCCGUCUCCGCGCUCAGGCCCACAUCCUCCUGAGAACAUCAGCAUCUCCUCUCUCCCUGCCAGACUCCCUGUUGACCAGAAUGGAGUGACAACUGAGGAUUGUGAUGGUGACAUUACUGAGGGGAAUAAAGCGGUUGUCACGACCACACAAACUGGGGUUUUCCUGCCAAAACAGAGCGAUGAUGACGGCAUUUCUGGCUCCUACUUUGACCAAAGGAUUCACGUACCAGAGGACGAGUCAGAGAGAUGCUUCAGUUUCCGUAAGCUGUGGGCCUUCACUGGACCUGGGUUUUUGAUGAGCAUCGCGUACCUGGACCCUGGUAAUAUCGAAUCUGACCUGCAGUCUGGAGCUAAAGCUGGCUUCAAGCUCCUCUGGGUCCUUCUGGGUGCCACAGUGAUCGGCCUCCUGCUGCAGAGGCUGGCGGCGCGCCUCGGGGUGGUCACUGGCCUUCACCUGGCUGAAGUCUGUCACCGCCAGUAUCGCACUGUUCCUCGUGUGGUCCUGUGGAUCAUGGUGGAGCUGGCCAUCAUCGGCUCGGACAUGCAGGAGGUCAUCGGCUGCGCCAUCGCCUUCAGUCUGCUCUCCUCAGGCAGGAUCCCGUUGUGGGGCGGAGUGCUCAUCACCAUCGUGGACACUUUCUUCUUCCUCUUCUUGGAUAAAUACGGUCUCAGAAAGCUGGAAGCGUUUUUUGGAUUGCUCAUCACAGUCAUGGCCAUCACGUUUGGAUAUGAGUACGUGACGGUGGGUCCGGACCAGGCCCAGCUGCUGACUGGAAUGUUUGUACCCUACUGCGAAGGCUGCGGUCCGCUCCAGCUCACCCAGGCUGUGGGCAUCGUGGGUGCUGUCAUCAUGCCGCACAACAUCUACCUCCACUCUGCUCUGGUCAAGUCCCGGGAUGUCAAUCGAACAAACAAAAAAGAGGUCAGCGACGCCAACAAGUAUUUCUUCGUGGAGUCGGCCAUCGCUCUGUUCGUGUCCUUCAUCAUCAACGUGUUUGUGGUGGCGGUGUUUGCUGAGGCUUUCUACGGUCGAACCAAUGCAGAGGUGCACAGUGUCUGCAAUGAGAGCGGGACUCAUCAUUUGGAUUUGUUUCCUUUGAACAACCAGACUCUGGAGGUGGACAUUUUCAAGGGGGGCGUAGUUCUGGGGUGUUUCUUCGGCCCGGCAGCUCUCUACAUCUGGGCCAUCGGGAUCCUGGCUGCAGGUCAGAGCUCCACCAUGACUGGGACGUACUCGGGCCAGUUUGUGAUGGAGGGUUUCUUGAACCUCCGCUGGUCACGCUUCGCUCGGGUGUUGCUGACUCGCUCACUGGCUAUCACACCCACCCUGCUGGUGGCCAUUUUUCAGGACGUGCAGCAUCUGACGGGAAUGAACGACUUCCUCAACGUGUUGCAGAGCAUGCAGUUGCCGUUUGCUCUCAUCCCGAUCCUUACCUUCACCAGUUUACCAGCGCUCAUGAACGAGUUUGCUAAUGGACUGGUGAUGAAAAUCGGAGGGGGCGUGGUGAUCAUGGUGGUCUGCGCCAUCAACAUGUACUUUGUGGUGGUUUAUGUGACAUCGCUGACCAGCGUGUGGUUGUAUGUGCUGGCAGCCUUCCUCUCUCUGGCUUACCUGACAUUCGUGGGCUACUUGUCGUGGUUGUGUUUGAUUGCCCUCGGAGUGUCCCGCUUGGAUCCGACCCGGAGAAUGAACCACAUGACCAUCCUGAUUCCGCAGCAGCCAGAGUUCGAGUCCUAAGUGUCCUCUCAGGGCCACAUUGUGCAGUAAGAAGGUUGCGGAUUUGGUUCCACUGAGCAAUGCCUGGUGCAAACCUGGGAGCAAAAGGAGAAGAAAAAGUAUUUAUUUUGGUGAAAAACAACUUCAAAUGAAUGUAGGUUGGAUUAUGACUGGUGUUUGUGAGGUAUAUUUCAAUGUCUGUGGUGCAUUACAAGCUCAUGGUUUUGCAUCUAUUGCAUUUGUUUUUAUAAAUCAUAGUUCACAUUGGGAGAAAAUUUUAUGAUCUACAUUUCAUUUGUUCUCUUGACUGUUAUUAUAUAUGUAUUGU